Theileria parva strain Muguga is the source of this 2122-nucleotide messenger RNA. RefSeq lists its product as uncharacterized. The transcript has 3 exons. The coding region runs from base 295 to 2082 and encodes 595 amino acids. The record is from RefSeq and is a predicted model, not a curated record. NCBI's taxonomy places the organism in Eukaryota, Apicomplexa, Aconoidasida, Piroplasmida, Theileriidae.
UCAGUCUUAUCACUCCCAUUUCACAUCAUUUUAUAUUUUUUAAUCAGCCUACUUCACCGUUUAAUCGCACAUUCACACAUUUCAAUCCCCAAUCCCACUUUUUUGACUAUUUUUUUUAACUUUCCUGUAUAUUAUUUAACUUACAUUUUUCAAUAAUUUUUUCAAAUUUUAAAUUCCUUCAAUUUAUUCAUUUUUCACAAAAUUUUUAUUUUAACAAUUUUUCCAACAAUUUUAACAAUUUUUCAACAAUUUUAACAAUCUGUGAUAAUCAAUUUGAUGUAGUAAUUUUAACUGAUGGAAUGUGUUAGUUUGGGUGAAGUGACGGACGGAGAUGUGAGUGAUACGUUUGAUUGUGUAUGUUUGAGGGAUUCAGAUUUGAAUAUUUUUGACCGGAAUUUGGAAUUUUUUGAAGCUUUAAACUUACCAGGCGUCGGUUCCUUCUUAUCCUCAGCCUAUGACUUUGUCAGACUUACCUUCUUAUCAUCCCGCAGACCCACCAGAUUUGCAUAUAAAUCCGCCACCAGAAAGCUAAUCAAAUCACUAAAACAUCUAUUCCCCAAACAAAAAACCGUCACAUUCGAUCUAUACACUGAUAAUAAUAAUAAAACAGAUGACAGAUUGGAUUUAUUAUUUGAUUUUUUUGUAAAUGAUAAGUAUUUAACUGUUAUUUCACCUUAUCAAAGGUGUAAUCUCAAAGUCACUACCAUACAACUUAACACACAAUAUGAAGAGGUAACUGAUGGGUUAGGGCACAAGGGGACGAAAUUAGGCGUUAGUAACUCUGUACUACUAACUUCUUUAUCAGACUGCGCAAUAACUUCACUAUGUGUGAAUGAUUUACUGGCCUUGGGGUUUGAGUUAUUUGUUACAUUUUCUAACAAAUCCGUGGCUUUCUUUAGGGUUAGCACUUUUGACUAUGAUAAGUCACCUGAAUAUUCCAUUUCCAACGCAGUUAACGUUACUGGGUUUCUACAGUUGAAGGAGCCAGCAACUUUCUCAAAGUAUAGUCCCAACCGGGAACUAAUUCUAUUGACCACGGACACAUCAGUUUAUUUACUGGAAAAGAGCGGAUUUGAUGUGGAGUAUGAGAAGUUGACAGAGUUCAAGUCGGGAACACUUUUAUGCGCAGAUUUCCUAAACGACUUUGAGAUUUUAGUACUCGAAAACAAUUUCAUCCUCACAGUCUACAAAAAGUAUAACCAACAAUUCCAUAAAUUCAUCAAAUACAAUAUUAAAUCUCUCAUCACCAAUGUUAAUCCCGUGAAUUCUGUGAACUCUGUUAACUCUGUCAACUCUGUCAACAGUGUGAAUAAUGUGAAUAGUGUGAAUUCGGGUACGGGAAAGUUUACUCGGGAUUACAUGGGAAACUUGUAUUUACUCGUGAAGAAUAUGAACCUGGUUAAGUUCACUUGGACCGAGUCCAUUCUACCACACUCCAGCCAACUUAACCUACAACCACCAAAUGAUCUCUACCACCUCGAUAAAUCCUCAACUUUGGUGUACAAUUUUGGAAUUGAGAAUAAUUUGGUUGUGGUGACGUUUGAGAAAUCGCCGUGUGUGCAUUUGUACGGCUUAUCCUCUUUGAAGGAGUUGUAUCAGCUGAAACCACCAGUGCAGGGCUACCUUCCAAAGCUUUUUAGCACUUGUGCCAGUAACAACUGCUGUUACGUUGUUGUCCUGUGGGUACACAAUUCGAAUUUUACCACGGCGUUGGGUGAUAAAUUAAGAUCACUGGUGCAGAGAAAUGUGCUGCACAGGGAUAUUAUCAGAGUUUACAGAGUGAAAUCAGGGCUAACCAAGGACCCAGUGACCGAUGAGCCCCUCAACUACUACAGCACCAGGCCGGACUUUGCUAAUAUUAACACCGUACCAAGCAAAAUCAACAAACUCCCCAUCCUCUCCUCACUACACCCCAAAAUCACACUCAACAGGAGAAAUGAGUAUAAGAGGUGUGACGAUGUGUUUGGGUAUAGGAGGAAUUUUUUAGGUCGUUCGCUGAGUGAUCACGGCUUCAGACAACCGCACGAAACCGUCUACUCACUCGACGAAUUCAUACGAAACAGACAUAAAAACUUUUACUAACUUAAUUUCACAUAAAUUUAUUCAAUUUUAUUCAUUUUUA